Biomphalaria glabrata is the source of this 3464-nucleotide messenger RNA. RefSeq lists its product as uncharacterized. Gene Ontology annotation, molecular function: protein serine/threonine phosphatase activity; calcium ion binding. Gene Ontology annotation, cellular component: nucleus; cytoplasm. The record is from RefSeq and is a predicted model, not a curated record. The transcript has 20 exons. NCBI's taxonomy places the organism in Eukaryota, Metazoa, Mollusca, Gastropoda, Planorbidae. Bases 360 to 2774 code for a protein of 804 amino acids.
AAACUUAAAAAUUGUGGAGUUUCCUUCUUACAACAUAAAACUUGCUCUCUACAGUUUCUGACUAAGCAUCCACGAAAGGAUUAGAUUCUAAAUCUAGACUAGGACUAGAAUAUCUAGAUGAGAUAUAAAAACUAAGAAAGGUCUGUAGUACUGAUGUCAAGUACUUAAGCUUAAUGAAUGGGGUAGAAUAGGAGGUAUAAUAAAACCCCUUGCAGUUAGCUUUCAGUUUAUUCCUGUAUGAAUCAAGGCAUUUGAGUUGUUACUCUUAAGGUGCUGUCACACAUAUUGAUAUACUCGGGUGCAGUGUGGUGCCAACCUAGUCAGACCCAGUGGUGGUGUGGGAUAUUAACUUUAAAAAAAUGUCUGAUGGGUACCGGGAAUAUGUGUGUGUGCUCAUCCGCAACGAAGACAAUAGGUUUCUUCUCACGGAUUAUAAAGACAGAGGCCUUUGGAUGCCGUUUGAGGAAAGAAUCGAUCCCCUUCCAUGCAGAAGCGUAGCCAUGAAAUUGAUUGAACGGUUUACUGGAGGAAAAGGAAGCUUAAAAGGACUUUUAAGAAAUCAAUUUAUUAGAUUCUCAAACACUCCUCCUCAUCUUUUCAUUAUAUUUCUAGCCACUAGUGCAGAUUCCAUCAAGGACUUUGAAGAUGGAUAUUGGUUAGAUGAGGAUGCAAUGAAGGCAGCGAUGGACCCAGAAGCCAGUCUUCAUCUCCUUGGUGCUGAUAUUAUCAAACUAGUUAGCCAUGUUUCGGAACACAGAACGUCCAGUUGUUCUGUGCCUCCUACAACCAUGGGAGAAAUGAGCGCAGAACUCUUUGACAUAACCCAGGACAUCAACACUGGCUCGGCUAAUGAGGCCCUUGUCAAGUCUGCUAAACUAGGGGUCAAAGAACAAGAGUUGCUGUUUCGAGAGUUUACUGAAGUCUGUCACCCUAGUAUGUAUAUGAACUAUACCACAUUCUCAUCGUACAUGACCAACUUGAAAGGAGCUAGGUCAUCAGACAACCUUUUAUCACUGUUCAGGGCUUUUGAUGCCAGGAAACGUAACUCUCUGUCUUUCAAAGAUGUGCUUCAUGGCCUUGCUGCCCUAGAGCCCUGUACACAGCAUGGUGGUCUUCCUGCGGAGAUGAGAUGCCGCUAUAUGUUCAGAUACUAUGACAAGAAUGGGGAUGGGUUUUUACAGUUUGAUGAGUUUAAAAAUUUAGUUAAAGAUAUAAGAGACCAUAAAGGACUUCCCAAUGAUGAAGCUUCCUUGAUGGAGGAGGCUAUUUCAAGUGCCAGAGUGUUUGGGGAAGAGACUAAAAAUAAACUUCCGAGUGCAGAUUUUCUUACUGCUGUCGGCUCACUCAAAUUUAGAGGGACUUCAAUUUUAUUUCGUUUGCAUCAGUCAUGUAUGACAAACAUAAGAAUAGCAAGGGAGAGCAGUCCAUAUAGUGAUAGUGACAGUGACAGCAGAGAGGAACCACCAACCAAAAGGUCAAGGCCAAAACUUAUAGACUACAAAAAGCCCAAGGAGAAGGCCGUUGAAAAAGAUGAAACUGUUUUUAAACAGCCAGAAGGGAGAGCUCCAUCAGCUGCCAACUCUAAGAUUGCUAAAUAUGAGUUAGCCACACACACUGUCAGAGUGAAGAGAACUGGUACACUUGCAGAAGUGAUGGCAUUGUGGGAUUUACAAGGGACACCUGCUGUCAGCGGCAGUGCCAACAAUCAUUUAGAAGGUGAUGUCUCAAGAUUUCAGAGGCUUUCCUCUAUCGAUGCAUUCAACCAGAGAUCCCAUCCUAAUGAAAUGCUGACAGGACUUAGAUAUUUUGAAAGACCUGCUAAGGGAGAUAAUGGAACAAUAGCUAAGCAAGCCUUUGAGUGGGGCCAGGUUGAUAAGAACGCUCAAGCCAAGUGUCUUUUAACUAUUUGUAAACAAGUCAAAGAAUGUUUAGCUGAUGAGCCGAGACUUUUGAAACUCAGGUCUCCAACUUAUAUUUUAGGAGAUAUCCAUGGAAAUUACUGUGAUUUAGUCUCUUUUGAAAAAGCUCUGUGGAGACUUGGUCCAAAUCUUACACCAGCUUCAUUUCUUUUUCUGGGAGACUACGUGGACAGGGGGGAUUAUGGGAUUGAGGUGAUUUCCUACUUGUUUGCUCAAAAACUGCUAGCACCAAACAAAUUUUUUAUGCUGCGUGGGAAUCACGAGCUACGCAGCGUACAGGAGAUGUUUCACUUUAAAUCAGAAUGUUUAGAGAAGUUUGGUGAUGUUUUGGGAUUACAAAUCUGGGAAACUGUUAAUGAGUGCUUUGAUGUGAUGCCUAUUGCAGCCACCGUGGACGACAAGGUGUUUUGUGUCCAUGGUGGGAUACCAAGUCCAGAGAAUGAAGGAGGAAAUAUCGAGGCUAUCAACAAGAUUCCCUCCCCUUUAUGUGACCCAGAAUUAGAGUCUCCUUUAGCCUGGGAACUUUUGUGGAGCGACCCCUUGAGUAGCAGCUCUGACAACCUCACAGAAGCCAGCAUUCUAGAGUUAAAGAAGAAUCAUGGAUUCACCUUUAACACCAGGCGUGGAACAGCUCAUUUCUUUAGCUGCGAGGCGCUGUGUAAUUUCUUAGAGAGGAAUGGGCUGUCUCAUGUGAUCAGAGCUCAUGAGGUCCAAGAAGCUGGGUUUAAAGUACAGCAGCAAGGCAAACUGUUGACUGUUUUCUCUUCAUCUCGUUACUGUGGUGGCUCUAACGAGGCAGCCUGUGUUUUGGCGGAUAAUUUCAAACUGCGACUUAUUCGCAUAGACACGGCGUAGCCAGUGGUCCCCGUCUCUAGUGUGUAUUACUAAAUCUAACUCAGCUUCAUACGUUGGUCUGUUUUGCAGCAUUAAGGCGCAUUCUCAAUACAUCUGUUUUUUGUUAUUUUUAGAAAUUCGCUAUUUAAUAAGAUCUAACCAAAAAAAAUUUCUGUACCAAAGUGACAGAAUAAGUCUGAAAUAUUGUUUUGACUUUCUAUGGAUGAACUCUGAAGGACUUUGUUGUUGUUUUAACAUUGAAAAGGCUGUGUUGAAAUAAGACUUUGUUUAAAUUUUGACUGUGUUAUCUCCCCUAACAGACCAGAAUCAAUUAGAAGUAUAAUUCCAUUUAUUCUAAUAUAAACGUACGUUUUUUUUAAUGAUUUGCAAGAGAGUUCAAAUUAACCAAAAUUAUGCGAUUGUGAUUUUCAUUAGUUCCUUUUACAAAUCUUAUAUCAAUUCACUCUGUCUGUCUGGUAAAAAGUUUGUACAUUGUUAUUUUUCUCUGACACCCUAUUUCGGAUCAAGCUGAAAUUUUGCACAAGAAUCAAUAAAAAAAAUUAACCAAUUAGUCAAUUAACUAUUGGUAGUUAAUUAUUUUGUUUGGUAUCACAAACAAGGGAAAGAAAUUGUACUUGACUGAAGUGGUGGUAUAAGCUGAAUUAUUACCCUUUUUAGGUCGCUGCUUUAAAGUAAGUUUGAAACAAACUU